Meyerozyma guilliermondii ATCC 6260 is the source of this 1014-nucleotide messenger RNA. Its product is annotated as dolichyl-diphosphooligosaccharide--protein glycotransferase. Lineage: Eukaryota; Fungi; Ascomycota; Pichiomycetes; Serinales; Debaryomycetaceae. Bases 1 to 1014 code for a protein of 337 amino acids. The record is from RefSeq and is a predicted model, not a curated record. The transcript has a single exon. Gene Ontology annotation, cellular component: oligosaccharyltransferase complex.
AUGAGGACAACAUUAUACUAUAUUUCAGCAUUUCUCACGUACCUACUGGUUGUGUUUGCUUCAAUUGCCGACAGCGACUUGAUAAAGUUGGUUCAAUCUCAGGGCUCAAACAAAGUCAUUGAGCUUAACGAUGGAAACUAUAAAGAGGUGCUUACCGGGCCUCGCGACUAUCAUGCUGUGGUAAUGUUUUCAUCGGAUUCUUCGCAGUUUAACUGUGUGUUAUGUCGUGAAUUCAAGCCAGAUUAUGAGAUCACAGCCAACUCGUGGUAUAGAGAACACCCCAAGGGAUUAUUGAAAGAGCAAGAAGCAAAGUUGGAAACGCCAAGGAAAAAUAUUUACUUCUUUUACACUGAUUUCAUGAACUCCAAAGAAUUGUUUCUGCAAUUCAAGUUGAACAAUAUUCCCAAGGUGUUUUACUUCCCACCAACUGAAAAAUCCGGAAAUGCGUAUUUAAACGAGUUCGACGAGUACCAAUUCUACCAGGGCGUACACCGUGAGUUGCUUAUGAGUUAUUUGUUCCAAACGACGGGUUUGAAAAUCAACCUCUAUGUUCCUCCAAACUACUCAAGAAUCGCCAUAAACGCCGCCAUUGUACUUGCCAUCUUGUUUGUCGCCAAACGCUUCCAAAGCACAGUGGGUAAAUUCUUAUCCUCCAGAGCAUUAUGGGGAGCAGCCUCGCUAGUCUUGGUGCUUCUCUUGACCACGGGGUACAUGUUCAACCAGAUUCGCGGAGUGCCAUACUUGCAAGGGGAAGGCAAAGCCAUGAAGGAUUUCUUCUUGCCCAGCCAGCAGUCACAGCUUGGAAUCGAGACUCAGAUAGUUUCGUUCAUCUACGGAAUGUUGAGUUUGUUUACCAUCUUUUUGAUCAAGAGGGCACCUGAGAUCAAGAACCACAAGGCUAACUUUGUCGCCACGUUGAUUGCGUGUGUUUUCAUCUAUAACUUCUAUGGGUUGCUCCUCUAUGUUUUUGGAUUGAAAGGCAUGGGCUAUCCAUAUCGCUUUUUCAAGGCAUAG